UUCAUGACCUCCGUCAGGAGGCGGAGCUCAGCGUCUCGUUAUCAACUACAGCGCUUGCCCAGACAUGGCGGCUCCUGGCCCUGUGACUCCGGAGGCACCCUUUGAAUCAUCGCAGCCCCCAGUCAUUGAGGGCUUUAGCCCCACCAUGUACAGAAAUCCAGAAGGCUUCAAGGAAAAGUUCCUUCGCAAGACCCGCGAGAACCCAAUGGUGCCCAUAGGUUGUCUGGGCACGGCGGCCGCCCUCACCUACGGCCUCUACAGUUUCCACCGGGGCCACAGCCAGCGCUCCCAGCUCAUGAUGCGCACUCGGAUCGCCGCCCAGGGCUUCACGGUCACAGCCAUCUUGCUGGGUCUAGCUGCAUCCGCUAUGAAGUCUCGACCCUGAGCCUUUGUCCUGGCCUUGAAAGCUCCGUAGAGGUGAUUCCAAGACCCAGGAGCAACCACCAGCCCUCUUCUCCCCCUGACACGCCCGUGUGUCACUGGGGGAGGAAGUGGCUGAUUGUGUAACCUUUAACCGACAGGUUUUUUCAGAAAUCCCAGAUUCUGUUGUUUGGAUGUUGCAUACUUCUAUUUGUGCCACACCUUCUCUACUCCCAAUAAACUCUAAUCCACUUGUA
Messenger RNA from Lemur catta (Ring-tailed lemur), 617 nucleotides. It is a transcript of the gene HIGD2A, whose product is annotated as HIG1 hypoxia inducible domain family member 2A. The transcript has 2 exons. The coding region runs from base 65 to 385 and encodes 106 amino acids. The record is from RefSeq and is a predicted model, not a curated record. Lineage: Eukaryota; Metazoa; Chordata; Mammalia; Primates; Lemuridae. Gene Ontology annotation, cellular component: mitochondrion. Gene Ontology annotation, biological process: mitochondrial respirasome assembly.